Molecule: messenger RNA, 4049 nt
Organism: Peromyscus leucopus (white-footed mouse)
Lineage: Eukaryota; Metazoa; Chordata; Mammalia; Rodentia; Cricetidae
Gene: Sox2
Product: SRY-box transcription factor 2
Exons: 1
Coding region: 1994-2953 (319 amino acids)
Biological process (GO): cell differentiation; regulation of DNA-templated transcription; anatomical structure morphogenesis
Molecular function (GO): RNA polymerase II cis-regulatory region sequence-specific DNA binding; DNA-binding transcription factor activity, RNA polymerase II-specific
Source: RefSeq, a predicted model, not a curated record
UGAGAGAAUUGCAGAAGAAAAAAAAAUAAGUAACCCUGAUGGUUUAAGCUCUUUAUUUAACAAGAAAAAAAAAAUGGCAUCAGGACUUUUUUUUUUCCUUCUCUCCUCCCUUUUGUACCCAAGUGCAUUUUAGCCACAAAGGUUCCAACAAGAGUGGAAGGAAACUUAGACCGGGCUUUGUUUGACUCCGUGUAGCGACAACAAGAGAAACAAAACUACCUAUUUGUAACGGACGUGGUGCGGUGGCUCUGGGCUUUUAGAGCGCCUGCCGAUUGAAAUCUUUACGUCUCGACAAUGGGAGAUCGGCUAAAAUUACCCUCUCGGGUCCUGGGCGGGCAAGAUUCUUGAGCCCCUACCCCCGCCCCCAGCCCAUCCUCCGGCAGCCUGGGUUGCUGGGGCCCGGCUCCCCGGGUUCCGCAGGCCUUGUCCUUGCGCACUUUGUCUGCACCUGUACCUCUGAACCCCGCGCCUCCCAGGCCCCAGUGCCUCUCUCUCGGCCCUAGACCAACUCGGCCGGGCCUUCGCGGCUACCACCGUGCCAGUCAGCAGGGGCCACGCCGGCUGCGCAGCUCCCUUCCUGGGAACGCUGCGUGGGAGGGAGUUUGUGAGCACAGCCCAAAUGCCACCUCCGUGCCUCGCGGUGGGAUGCCAGGAAGUUGCGUGACCCUCCCCCAUCGCCUGCGCUCUGGAGCCUCUUUCUGUUGAUUCUUCGUCCCCAGGCUCUCAUCUGAAACUGCCACCACUGAAAUCCUCUUGUGUCGGGGGUGGGGGUUAGGAAGAGUGGGAGGAGAGUUCAGGCUUUGCCUUUGCACCCUCUGGAUGGGACAGGCUGGUGGAGGAGGGAGUUAGGGUUGAGGACACGUGCUGCGGUUCCUUAAGCCACACCUGAGUCAGGCUAGGAGAACCAGGCCUGGCCCUAGCUCUGCAGUGGGCCACACGGGCAGAGGACUCGUGUUUGGGAACCGAGCAGAUGACGUGGAAGCCAGGAGGGCGCUGAGGCCCGGAGGCUUGGGUCUAACUUCUUGUCUGUGCUGUGAGAAGAGGGGCUGAGUGGGUGUUGGCACCAAGGUAGGAAGAGGGGCUGGAACCCAGAGCAGUGCCGCGGAUGAGCGGAGGAACAAUGGCACACCACCUCCGGCCCUGCCAGCUUCCUGAAAUACUAGUUGGACGGUCGCCCUGAACCACCCAUGGGCCCUGCCCCACCCUGGCCCCAGCUCCCCGCGCCCCAUCCUCCCUUAUGUACCCAAGAGGGAGCCAAUAUUCCGUAGCAAAGGGGUUAGGAGCCGUCGCCUUGGUGCUGUUUACCCACUUCCUUCGAACAGGCGUGCGCCGUGACCUGUUGCUGAGGAAGGGGGAUACAAAGGUUCCCCCGCGGCCGGCUGCAGCCUGCGGGCCCGCCUCCCCCGCGCCGCUCCGGGCACAGCGCUCUGCUGGGCUCGGCUCGGCGGCGCGGCAGGCCCCGCCCCCUUUCAUGCAAAACCCUCUGGCGAGGCUGGGCUCCGGCGCAGGAGCCGGCGCUCGCUGAUUGGCCGCCGGAAACCCAUUUAUUCCCUGACAGCCCCCAUCACAUGGAUGGUUGUCUAUUAACUUGUUCAAAAAAGUAUCAGGAGUUGUCAAGGCAGAGAAGAGAGUGUUUGCAAAAAGGGAAAAGUACUUUGCUGCCUCUUUAAGACUAGGGCUGGGAGAAAGAAGAGGAGAGAGAAAGAAAGGAGAGAAGUUUGGAGCCCGAGGCUUAAGCCUUUCCAAAAACUAAUCACAACAAUCGCGGCGGCCCGAGGAGGAGAGCGCCUGUUUUUUCAUCCCAAUUGCACUUCGCCCGUCUCGAGCUCCGCUUCCCCCCAACUAUUCUCCGCCCGAUCUCCGCGCAGGGCCGUGCUCGCCGACGCCCCCGCCCGCGGCCCCUGCAGCCCGGCCCCCGCGCGCGGCCCCCGCAGUCCCGGCCGGGCCGAGGGUCGGCGGCCGCCGGCGGGCCGCGCCCGCGCCCAGCGCCCGCAUGUAUAACAUGAUGGAGACGGAGCUGAAGCCGCCGGGCCCGCAGCAAGCUUCGGGGGGCGGCGGCGGCGGAGGCAACGCCACGGCGGCAGCGACCGGCGGCAACCAGAAGAACAGCCCAGACCGCGUCAAGAGGCCCAUGAACGCCUUCAUGGUGUGGUCCCGGGGGCAGCGGCGUAAGAUGGCCCAGGAGAACCCCAAGAUGCACAACUCGGAGAUCAGCAAGCGCCUGGGCGCCGAGUGGAAACUUUUGUCGGAGACCGAGAAGCGGCCGUUCAUCGACGAGGCCAAGCGGCUGCGCGCUCUGCACAUGAAGGAGCACCCGGAUUAUAAAUACCGGCCGCGGCGGAAAACCAAGACGCUCAUGAAGAAGGAUAAGUACACGCUUCCCGGAGGGCUGCUGGCCCCGGGCGGGAACAGCAUGGCGAGCGGGGUCGGGGUGGGCGCCGGCCUGGGCGCGGGUGUGAACCAGCGCAUGGACAGCUACGCGCACAUGAACGGCUGGAGCAACGGCAGCUAUAGCAUGAUGCAGGAGCAGCUGGGCUACCCGCAGCACCCGGGCCUCAACGCGCACGGCGCGGCGCAGAUGCAGCCCAUGCACCGCUACGACGUCAGCGCCCUGCAGUACAACUCCAUGACCAGCUCGCAGACCUACAUGAACGGCUCGCCCACCUACAGCAUGUCCUACUCGCAGCAGGGCACCCCCGGCAUGGCGCUGGGUUCCAUGGGCUCGGUGGUCAAGUCCGAGGCCAGCUCCAGCCCCCCCGUGGUUACCUCUUCCUCCCACUCCAGGGCGCCCUGCCAGGCCGGGGACCUCCGGGACAUGAUCAGCAUGUACCUCCCCGGCGCCGAGGUGCCGGAGCCCGCUGCUCCCAGUAGACUGCACAUGGCCCAGCACUACCAGAGCGGCCCGGUGCCCGGCACGGCCAUUAACGGCACACUGCCCCUGUCGCACAUGUGAGGGCCGGACCGCGAACUGGAGAAGGGGAGAGCUUUUCAAAGAGAAACAAGGGAAUUGGGAGGGGUGCAAAAGAGAGUAAGAAAAAUCUGAUAUGCUCAAAAGGAAAAAAAAAAAUCUCAUUACCCGCAGCAAAAUGACAGCUGCGGAAAAGACCACCAAUCCCAUCCAAAUUAACGCAAAAACCGUGAUGCCGACUAGAAAACUUUUAUGAGAGAUCUUGGGACUUCUUUUUGGGGGACUAUUUUUGUACAGAGAAAACCUGAGGGCGGCGGGGAGGGUAGGGGAAUCGGACCAUGUAUAGAUCUGGAGAAAGAAACUACGCAAAACUUUUUUUUUAAAGUUCUAGUGGUACUUUAGGCGCUUCGCAGGGAGUUUGCAAAAGUCUUUACCAGUGAUAUUUAGAGCUAGACUCCGAGCGACAAAAAAAGUUUUAAUAUUUGCAAGCAACUUUUGUACAGUAUUUAUCGAGAUAAACAUGGCAAUCAAAUGUCCAUUGUUUAUAAGCUGAGAAUUUGCCAAUAUUUUUCGAGGAAAGGGUUCUUGCUGGGUUUUGAUUCUGCAGCUUAAAUUUAGGACCGUUACAAACAAGGAAGAAAUUUAUUCGGAUUUGAGCCUUUUAGUUUUAAAAUUGUACAAAAGGAAGACUUGAGAGCAAGUACUGGCAAGACCAUUUUCUUGGUCUUGUUUGAAAGGGCAAACGUUCUAGAUUGUACUAAAUUUUUAACUUACUGUUAAAGGCAAAAAAAAAAAAAAUGUCCAUGCAGGUUGAUAUUGUUGGUAAUUUAUAAAAGCUUUUGUUCAAUCCCACCUUUCCAUUUUGUUCAGAUAAAAAAUAUGGAAUUACUGUGUUUGGAAUAUUUUCUUAUGGUUUGUAAUAUUUCUGUAAAUUUAUUGUGAUAUUUUAAGGUUCUUCCCCUUUUAUUUUCCGUAGUUGUAUUUUAAAAUAUUCGGCUCUGUUAUUGGAAUCAGGCUGCCGAAAAUCCAUGUAUAUAUUUGAACUAAUACCAUCCUUAUAACAGCUACAUUUUCAACUUAAGUUUUUACUCCAUUAUGCACAGUUUGAGAUAAAUAAAUUUUUGAAAUAUGGACACUGGAA